Molecule: messenger RNA, 3190 nt
Organism: Gadus chalcogrammus (walleye pollock)
Lineage: Eukaryota; Metazoa; Chordata; Actinopteri; Gadiformes; Gadidae
Gene: dusp28
Product: dual specificity phosphatase 28
Exons: 2
Coding region: 12-464 (150 amino acids)
Biological process (GO): protein dephosphorylation
Cellular component (GO): cytoplasm
Molecular function (GO): MAP kinase tyrosine/serine/threonine phosphatase activity
Source: RefSeq, a predicted model, not a curated record
AGCCAUUCAGGAUGCUCCAGCUUUGUCAGGUGACCAGGGCCUUACUCAUCAGCAACGCGCGCUCGGCCUGCAGCACCGAGCUCAUCCAGCAGGAGGCGGUGACGCUGUGCAUCAACGUGUCCAGGCAGCAGCCGUUCCCAGCGGCCGACCACGUGGCCAUGUUGCGCAUUCCGGUGUACGACGACCCCAACGAGGACCUCUACUGCCACUUCGACCGCUGCGCCGACGCCAUCCAGAGCGAGGCGGAGCAUGGCGGCCGCACCGUCGUCUACUGCAAGAACGGACGCAGUCGCUCUGCAACCGUGUGUGUGGCGUACCUCUUGAAGCACAGGAAGCUCUCGCUCGGUGACGCCCUGCAGAAAGUGAAGACAGCUCGCCACGUCAUCGAGCCCAACCCCGGCUUCAUGGCCCAGCUGGAGCGGUACGAGCAGGAGCUCAGAACCAGGCGAGGGGGGGCAGACUGAGGCUGGGCCGCUAGGAUCUCUAGCGCACACUGGCGCUGGUACCACCGUGCUCAAUUUCAUCGUUCUCGCUUAUUUUUCCUUUGGGUUUUUGUUUUUUAUGUUCUUUCUUGGAACUCAACCGCCUCAACCAUCUGUUCAUGUUAAAAGGAUGUCUUGUACUUAGGUUUAUUUAAGCCUACCCUGGCACUGGCACUUUUACUGACAGUUACUUUUUCUACCAUGGGACAAUACUGUUCUCAACUGGUUCAACUACAACACCCACAAUUCCAUUCUUCAAUCAACGUAGCAACUGUGCCGACAAUGGGCUCGCUCUGUAGUGCUCCAGCCAUCGAGCAUGUAGCUUUAGUGGCUAGCACAUGGUCUUGUUCUAUUGGAUAGGUCUAUUUGCUUUCCGUCUCUGAGGCCUGAGGCACCACUUUUGUUGACCUUCUGCUCAAUUUGACAUUUUUGCUGUGCGAGCAGAACUGCUGCAGUAUCUGUUACAGAGUCUCCGCAGACACUGGAAACCUGACCGCAGACAAGUGCCGUUACGGAUCAGUCUCAACGGAUUCAGAGGCCUUAUGUUUUUUUUACCUUUCCUCCCAACUAUGAUUUUAAAUAUAUAGGACAAUUUCAAAUUCAACCUUGCACAUUAACAUAACUGCGUAUAGCUGUCAGCUGUAGGCUAACCACAGGCUUCACAGUUCCCACUCUUACCACUAGGUGGAGGCAGGAUGCCCUUAUCCAGAUCCUACUGUGCUCUGAUCAAAAUUCUGCAUGCAUUUAAUAACCGCCAAUCAUUUUGAGAAUCAAUGAAGGAAUUCCGUGCGCAUUUAGGCGCAUUUGUGUAGACAUUGGGAAACACUGGCUUGUUUGUGCCAGUAAAGGUCUCCCUCUUCCUCCGCGUCCAGAGGAGGUCUCCGUACCGGCUCAAACACUGGCUUGUUUGAGCCAAAGAGCGUCACGAACUGGCGCAGACUAAAAUGCCUCUGGGCGCCGUUGGAUAGGCCCUUAAUCAAUCACAGCAACUAAAAAGCACCUUUCCUCUCAACUAAAUCUGCCGUCAUUUCCUCUUCUUUGAGCGAAAAUAUACCAUCAAGUCUCGAUUGCGUUAUCAACAAGCCGUUUUACAUCAACGGCCGCCGUCUCGUGUUGGGCGGACAUCUUUUUGUACGAGGGGAGAGCCAGACCUUAUCUGCAAAGCAAAUUAAACAUGAGCUUGCGAUAUUUUUCGGUUCCCAGGCUAGGUUGGGGCCAUAGACAAAAUAAAAUAAGUCAGUGUAAAAAAAUUAAAGAAUCAAAAUAAUAUAAAGUAAAUGUAGAAUAAUAACAGCGCCAUUUGCAAUAGUAGCUAAAUAAUACGCUGCAGAUGCGAUUCCCAUUUCAGGGAAUUAUAUAAAACUAGAAACAAGGAAAGGACAAGCAUUAAACAGCAGUAUAGAACGAUGCAAUUAAAAAACAAAAGGGCUAUGCUUAGACUAAAAGAUAUUGUAUAAAAGUAAGUGGCUGAAAAGUUUCAGCUAAAAAUUACUAAAUAUAAUCUUACGUCUUUAGUGUGUUACUUUAUGUUUUUGUAAUUAUAAGCUGUUCACUUUAAGUAAUUCAGAAAAUGAGGCAAAAAUACCUUUUUACGCAUAAGUCUUAAGAGCUACAGCAAUAAUGAUAGCUUCAGGUGUACGGCCAUUCACAUUGUAGCUGCUACAGUAUUACCACAAGAUGUCUAACUCAAUGAUGUGUAGUAGAUCAGUAAGGUUUAAAAUAGUCCAAGGCUAUCAUUAAAGUUUUUUUAUCUAUAGCUAACACACACACAUAAAGACAAAAGCACAAGCACGCAAACACAUACACACACAAACACAGGCGCACACACACACACACACAGGCACACAAACGUAUAAAUCACUGUAUUUUAGGAGUGUGAACACUCCUAAAAAAAAACAUGUGUUUGUUCUUCAGUCGUAUAGUUAGAGGCUAUGUCUGUGUUAGUAUAUCGACACAUUUUGAUAACAAAGAAGUAGUAUAUAAUUAGUUUCAGUAUUACUUGGUGAACUAAUUCGCUGUGUAUACAUUAGCGCUGUAUGUACUAACGAUAUCUCAGGUUUAACCUUCUCAUUGUGAGGUACUUCCAAAAUACUAGAAAAAACAGAGGGAAGAAAAACAGACUGAACAAAGACAUAGAUAGAACCACGUGUUGUGGUUAAAUGUUAAAACAUUUAAAAAGACUAAGAACUUUAAAACAAGCAAAAAAAAGUACAUCAAAACAUCCAACUAGAGCAUCCAUACUUAUCAGGGAAGAUUAAUGUCUUAAGCUGUGUUGAAUUGCAUAGGAUAUUUGUGUAUACUUAAUCUAUGCUAGCCUAUUUUCACUGUGAGUCCAGUUAUAUUGAUCAAAGGUGGUUAAAUCCAGGGUUAAAAUGUGAAUGUUGUGAAGGCCUGUUUAACUGACCCGUGGAAUUCCCACCUUUGAUUUAGACCUGAACAUAUCUCCUGACUCAAGAGCCAAUACUUUGUACGACUUUGCCAAUACCAGCAUUAUGCUAGCAGUCAGCUAGCCGUUAGCUAGCAGUAAGCAAGCAGUAAGCUUAUAAUAAGCUAACAAUAAGCUAACAAUAAGCUUUCAAAAUGUCUAUUUCAAAUGUUCUACUAUUCAAAUAAGCCAUUGCCAUUGUAGACACUGUGUAUUAAAACAUUUAAAUAAAGUAUUUGGAUGAUCACAACUUAUUUUAUUAGUAUCCUCUGUUGUUUACCUU